Porites evermanni is the source of this 4020-nucleotide messenger RNA. NCBI's taxonomy places the organism in Eukaryota, Metazoa, Cnidaria, Anthozoa, Scleractinia, Poritidae. The record is from the annotation of a GenBank genome assembly.
AUGUUCAUAACAUGGAAGAAAGCCGACCCCAACCAGAAGGUGAAAGACGUAAACCUGACUCUCUCCCUGUAAGUGGCUAAGCGGCACUAAUUUAAACUUUGUAGUACCCAAUAUUACCAACAAAAUGUAACGAACUUUGUAACAUCGCGGCGAUUUCAAAAUAUGUAACACGGAAGAUGACGGGUGUACCGUCGAAACAUGUCUGGUAAAUUAAAGAAAGUUGUUAAUAUGUUUAUGCGGCUAUCUAUAUUAUUGCUGCUAUCUAGACCUUUUGGAUCAAUGACCAAUACCAAGUCAAACACAGAUAGUAUAUGCCUUAGACUCCUAGCUAGUUUUAAAGUGUGACAUUUGACAUCGGUUUACAUGUAGAGCAUGUGUGGACCGUCAAAUUUUCUUAGCAAUGGGGCUCCGCUCCCGCGCUCGUGGAGCUCCGCUUAAAACGUUAUCAAAGUGUUUGAACAUGCUACCAGUCAUACACCACUUCUAUAGCUAUUAUUAUUAGUAACAUUGUUAUUUUUCUGGCUUAUGGCACAUGUCGUACGUCUUGCGUACUACCGACACGGUUUUGGCUAAAGACUUGUGUAAAACUCUGUUACUGCAGGUGCGGAGGAGCCAGUGCACGCGUGAUUCAGCGACGAAUCAUGAGAACGCCGCAUUUUGUUUCGGACUCCAUGCAACAGGCACAAGGGCUGUCGUCAUGGUUAAUUUCUCACUUCGAAGAACUCAAGUCAAAAGCCAGUGAAGUCAGCCAACACUGCAAGCUUAUAGGACUGGAACCUUGGUUUGUUGGUUAGUUUCAAUGUUUUAGAAAUUUCGAUCACUAGAAUUCGCCCAAGAUAAUAAUUCUCAAGAAAUUUUGUUGUUGAAUUACUGGGUUAUUUUUAAUCGUAAACAAGGUCAACGAAAUUACGUUGGUUAUAUAAUAAUCUGUUACAAUUAAAUGGGCCCGGCCGCACUAGGCAAAUUUUAUCUGUCCCACGCUUCCUCUAGACAAAUGACGGCAACCGGCGUGUUUCGCUUCUACAAAAUUUUGUCAAUUAUGAGUUUAUUUUGAAACGCAUUAUCGUCGAACCUAUACCAUGGUAUAAAUGCGAUCUCGCCCAGAUAUCCACUCUAAAAAAGCUGCAUUCUCCAACAGCAGAACAACGUUAAAUAUUGUAGCUGUACGAUUUGUAUUAGAAAAAAAAAUCCGAUAUUUUGGUUGGAACCGUAAACGGUCUGUCGCGUAGUUACUUGAUCACUCCUUGAUUUUCGUUGGAGCUCUACCUUUCGUUCUAUUGUUACGGUUAGGUCGCAAUCUGCUGAUGGAAUUUGUUUACGAUUCUGCUGAUGCCGCUGGACAAAAUGGUGUAACUAUAACCACCUGGCACGCAUGUCAGUGGGCUCUAGAAGAGAUUGCCAAGGAGCAACCGGAUAUCAACAUCAGGGAGUUUUACAUUGACACUAAGUUUAGUGGCGAUAAAAAUGCGGUAGCAAAAAAUUACAUAAAAGGUCGUGGACUUGAAGUUCAAGCUGAAGCUUAUGUCACGGAGUCUGUCCUGCAAAAUGUCUUGAAGGUACCUAGCAUAAUUUAUUUUACUCUAGAGGGUGUUGUUUGGGAUAACUAGUCGCUCACCGUUGUAGUUAGUAUAUAUUAUAGAAUCUGAGUGGGAUAUGGAAUGUACACUAGUAUUCUGUCCCUCCGUCAAUAAAAACUGCUUUGCAAACUGAACGAGAUGAAUAAACUCGAUAUAUAAAUUUUAUCAUUCUAUUGAAUGUGUGUAUAGAUAUGGCGCUGUAGAAGUUAAUGAAUUUAUUGUUAUCAGUUAAUAAAAACGAUUAUCGUCAAAUAGACCUCUUUAGCUCGUAUGUUUUGGUUUCCCAGUGCAGGUCAUCUACAGAACUGUUACUUUCAAAUGUUGCUUUUUUCACGUGCAUAUUUACGCAUAAUUUAUGAGAAGAUAAAGGGUCAAAUUCUCCUGGGACUUUCAUUGGGAAAACAAAACUGAGGCGUGCAAGAUCUCUGUAUCAAAACGAGGUUAAGUGCUCAGCCUUUGAUAUGGAAAUAAUUUUUCAUUCUUAUGUAAAUAAAACUCAUUUUCACAAGAAAGGUUGUGCACUUGGCCUCAUUUCGAAAGUGAGGGUUUUUGGAACUCGGAAGUGGCAUAUUAGUUGUUGUCCGGUCAUCACAGAGUUCAGGGUUCAAUUCCAUGUCAAGCUUGGUUUUUGAGGUUCGCCCCAUGUAAGGCUAUCCGAGCCUUGGAUUCUGUAUUCCACGCCGUGAUUCCAGAUUCCAGGUACUGGAUUCUGGAGUCAGUGGAAAUUGGAUUCCGGAUUCUGAUUGUUAGUUGGAUUCCUGAUUCCAAAGCCUAGGAUUCCGGUUCCACAACUCAAAUUUCCCAGAUCUGUGAUUCCACAAGACAAAAAUUUUAUCGGAAUCCGGUUUUCCUUACAUCGGGCGAAAUGGUCUUGUUCAACCGCUUUGAAUGGUUGUUCAUUCAGCUGUAAGGAUUACGUUUACGUUUAGUUCUCUUUCUCUUUAUCCACAGUAUAUACAUUUGAUUUUUUUAGUCAUAUAUUCUGAGUUAACACUGUAAGCCCUUUAGCUUUGUAGCUAGUCAUUCACGUGGUGCAAAACCACCAUGCUGUGCAAGGGGUGCACUUGGGCAGGAGAAACAAAGAGCUCACACCAUUUAACAAGGUAAUUUCCCUUGUUUGUCUUCUUCCAGUGCGUUCUUUGCUCUCCAGUAUGGCGGUUUUGUCACAUGUGAGUGACUAUAGUUGCAAAGGUCCUAUUAUCAUCAUUUAUGUGUUUUUCGUUUUCAUUUAAGGUAGAUUCAUCUACAUUGUACAAGGCUUUCCACGCUCUUCAAAUGGCAGCACAGAGAUCUGGCUCGUACGGUGUUAAUCAGUGUGUCAGUAAUACAAUUGCGGGCAUUUCUGCUGCCACAGGACAGGAUUUGGCGUCUGUCCAUGAGAGUUCCUGGGCUGUCUUUGACGUAACAGUGGAAAGAAACAUAAAAGUUGCAGGUGAAAGGCUUUCAAUAUGAUAAACAAAAUCCACAAAAAUGUUCACGUAGGACAUGGUUAACAUGAUUUAGUUUAAUUACAUUGAUGAUUAUCAAAAAAAUAGAGCGCUAUGAUUGGCUAGGAGCUUCGCUUCAUCCCGCUAUAAUCACCGCGCGGUGAUUAUAACAUUGAAAGCUAGCAGUUUUCAAAAUGGCAGCCAGAUUUUGUUGAUGUUUCGGAGUCGGAAAUUGAUCAAUAAUUUUAUUUUCUCGAAUAAUCAUCAAUGUAAUUAUACUAAAACAAUAAGUCGCCUCAGGCGACGUGAAUAUCGGCGAAUAGAGACUUUGGAAAAUGUGGCAAUAGCGAGUACAAUAGACCUUAUUCACAAUACCCGCCAAUUUUGCACGCGCUUUAGGAUUGACGGGAUAAACGCGAUCUUAGCGUAUUUUAAUUGCAGUCUAAAAUGUAGAUCAUUUUAAUGAAUGUGUAAAAAAAUCGUCACUAAUCCGCGCUCUCUUUUCCUAGCAGGUGUAGAGUCAAAUGAGGAAUACGAACCUGGAAUAUACGCCAGCCUUGUUAUCCCUGUACUUCUUAUUGGAACCGUUGGAGGUGGAACAGGGACACCAACCGCAAAAGAAUCUCUAAACAUGAUAGGCUGUUUUGGAAAGGUAGGAAUCCUUUAUUUCUGGUUAUCUAUCAAUUCAUAGGAAUUCAGCGUAAAUAGAAUUGCCUGAACAAUCUGAGAAAAGAAAAAAUUGGCUCAAAUAAAACCAUUCUUUAUCUCCUUACAGGGUCGUAUCUAUCGAUUUGCGGAAAUAAUUGCUUCAUUUGCGCUGGCCAUGGAACUCUCCACUCUAUCAGCUAUAGCCAGUGGCCAAUUUGCAAGUGCGCAUAACAGACUUGGAAGGAACAGACCAGAGUAAGCAAAAUAAAAGAAAAAAAGAAUCGUGUGAUCAUAAAACCCAAACCGCUACAUACUUUUUCAAACUCCCCAAGCCAAAAAUAACUGAUUCAAAAUCGGUUUGAUGAUUU